AUGCACUCAGUCAACGGCAGUGGCUUCCCGGAGUACAUUCCCCGGGAUGAGUAUCUGGCCAAGGUGGAGAUCACGCUGCUCGGUGUGAUUUUCGUGAGCGCUGCCAUCCUCAACACUGCGCUCCUGUGCGUCCUGUGGCGGCAGCGAAAGCAGAUGACCAGGAUGCGUGUGUUUGUAUUUCACCUGUGCCUCGCGGAUUUAGUGGUGGCAUUUUUCCAAGUUUGCCCCCAGCUGUUGUGGGACAUUACCGACCGAUUUGUUGGCCCGGACUUGAUUUGCCGCCUUGUCAAGUAUCUACAAGUUCUUGGCAUGUUUUCUUCCACGUAUAUGAUCGUUGUGAUGACCGUGGACCGUUACCAAGCCGUGUGUAACCCGAUGGUGAAGUUCCAACGAGCUCGCACGCGCUUCAACGUCUCCGUAUGUGUAGCGUGGGGUAUCUCUUUUGUGGGGAGCGUUCCGCAAAUCUUUAUUUUCUCCCAAAUCGAAGUUGAACCAGGAGUUUUUGAUUGCUGGGCCACAUUUAUCCAGCCAUGGGGACUACAGACCUACAUCACUUGGACCACGCUGGUUAUAUUCGUGUUGCCUGUGAUUACUGUUAUGAUUUGCCAAGUGCGCAUAUGUCGUGCCAUUCAGAUCAACUUGUACCAAAAAGCUCCGCUGGCGCACAGAGCAAGCGGCGUGGCUGGGAUGUCCAAAGCUCGAGUGAAGACACUGAAGAUGACGGUGGUGAUAGUGUUGGCUUAUAUCAUCUGCUGGGCGCCCUUCUUCACCGUUCAGCUGUGGUCCGCGUGGGACAGCAACGCACCUAAAGAAACCGCUACUUUCACCAUCCUGAUGUUGCUGGCGAGUCUGAACAGCUGCGCGAAUCCCUGCAUUUACCUCGCGUUUAGUGGCCAGUUCCCCAAAAGGCUGCUGACGCUCUUGUGCAGGCGUCAUCGGGAGGGUAAAGACUCCAUGCACGAGGAGGCUACGCUGGUCAGCACGUUGUACAUGAGCUUCAGGAAUGUUUCUAUAUCUAAAAAAGGAGAAAUGAAUCCUCUGGACACUGGUGAGGCUUAA
Molecule: messenger RNA, 1059 nt
Organism: Boleophthalmus pectinirostris (great blue-spotted mudskipper)
Lineage: Eukaryota; Metazoa; Chordata; Actinopteri; Gobiiformes; Gobiidae
Product: vasopressin V2 receptor-like
Exons: 2
Coding region: 1-1059 (352 amino acids)
Biological process (GO): regulation of systemic arterial blood pressure by vasopressin; G protein-coupled receptor signaling pathway; positive regulation of vasoconstriction
Cellular component (GO): membrane
Molecular function (GO): vasopressin receptor activity; peptide binding
Source: RefSeq, a predicted model, not a curated record